UUGUGGAGCGCUUUAAAACGAUUCAGUUUUUUUAUUUGGUCGAGUUAAAAAAAAUCUUGCCCGUGUGAUGCAGGAGUACCAGCCUUCUAUAGGAUGCCGAUAUUUUUAACCAACCCUUUCGUUGGUGGAUUUAGUCAAGGAGGAGCCAGUGACAUGACCACCCCCGGGGCGGCGGCUUCAGCUGCAGAGCCCCACCAGCCCUCCAGAUGUCAAUGGCUCAACGACCAGGACUCACAUUUCCACCACGCACGGCGCUUCCAGACAUCCCCGCUUAGUUACUUCAAGUGGACAAAGGGGGAUAACCCACACGAGCACGGUAUCGGCCUGGGACCCCACGACGGCCUCCACCACGGGCUGAACGACCAUCUACAACGUAACACCGGCAGCGUGGGUGGGGGCGGAGGAGGGAACGGCGGCAGCGGAGGAGGAGGGGGUGGGGGCGGAGGGGGCAUCAACUACGCCCGAACCACCAGUACGGGGAGCCUGAGCGGGCCCCCCACCCCCACAAAUGGCCCCGGGGGCCCUAACACGCCUCUGGUCGUCCCGCAGCCCGUCAAGCCCCCAUCACGAACUGGUACGAAGACAUACCAGUGCAAGAUUUGUGAUCAGGUGUUCACUACAAAGUCAGACAUGUUGAUUCACUGCCAACAGAUCCACAAACAAGACCCCAAGCCUUACAAAUGCCCCACUUGCUCUAAGAGCUUUGCCAACUCGUCCUAUCUCUCCCAGCACGCACGCAUCCACUCGGGACUCAAGCCGUAUAAGUGUGAGAUUUGUGAGCGCAAAUUUACCCAGCUCAGCCACCUGCAGCAGCAUAUCCGUACCCACACCGGCGAGAAGCCGUAUAAGUGUAUGCACCCAGACUGUGUUUUGAAAUUCUCUCAACUGAGCCAUUUGAAACAACACUACCGCUCGCAUACAGGGGAAAAACCUUACAAGUGUAUGCAUAUGGACUGCGUACAAAAAUUCGCCCAGCUCAGCCAUCUCCAACAACACACACGUUUACACACGGGCGAGCGGCCAUACAAGUGUACUCACCCUGGCUGCGGCAAGGCCUUCUCCCAGCUGUCUAAUUUGCAAUCUCACUCACGUUCACACAUGACGGACAAGCCGUUCCGCUGUAACUCCUGCUACAAAUGCUACGCCGAUGAGCAAUCUCUGCGUGAGCAUAUCCCAAAGCACUCAGACACCAAACAUCUCAAAACACACAUUUGUCAUAUAUGUGGCAAAUCUUACACGCAAGAAACAUACCUGACCCGUCAUAUGGCCAAGCACUCACAAGAAAACGUACCCAAGAUAAUGACACGGCCAAUCAAACAGGAGCCAAUGGACUUGGUGGACCGUGACUUCAUCGGGGGGCGUCUCCCCGAUAAGUCCACACCCUCUGACCUUAGCAUGAACCCUGGUGGUGCCACCUCAUGCAGCAAAGGGAGUGCACCAUCGUCCGCCUUCAUGCCAUUGUCUCCUUUUGCAGCCAAUACCGUCAGCUCUUCCUCUGGUCCAGCCUACCACUACAGCCCCGGGCUGAGCCACAACAGUUUAAGUUCCCCCCUACCCCAUAUCUCUUCCAUGGCGUCGCCGCGCUACUUUCCCUACGAUCCCAUCAGCUUCGGACGGAAAUCAGACGCGCCUGAUCGGAACCUGAACAUGGGCGGCGUGCCGAGGGAGUCUAUGAUCGCUAACUCCCUGUUGAGCCUGCAGCACAUCAAGAACUACGCCUCCCAGCAGAUGCCCAGCUUCACGCCCACCCCCAGCGCCGGCUCACGAUUGGCUUAGUCUUCGCUUGACAUCGACUGAAGGGUCCAUGCAAGACCCGCCCCACACUCACUCUUUGAGAACCACUGACUAGCAUGGAAUUUAAGCUAUUUAUAAACUAUUGUUUGAGGGCUGUUUUGGAAACUUAAUUCGUAGAUUUGUCAAAACCUUCAGUACGUCACUAGUGACACGGCGGUUACCAUGGCAACCAUGACAGAAGGCUGAUACACGCUGGCAUUAUAGGCAAAGCUCGAUCAAAUGGAAAACCUAAUCUUUAACUUCAGUUAACUAAUCAAAUUAAAGUGGCAAACACUCAAUUUAGAAGCACCACAUUUUGGUCAAGUCAAAUCUUUACGGCAUGAUAGUCCAAAACAAACCAUAAAAUCUCCAUUUACAACUUUAAAAAAAAAUAAUUAAUUCCUAGUAACGUAUCAGCGUGUAAGGUAGCGCCAUCUAGCGAGCGUGUAAGGUAGCGCCAUCUAGCGAGCGUGUAAGGUAGCCCGCCAUGCGUGCCGUGUGUCACUACAAUUUGUCGACUACAAGGUCUUCUCGUUCUAUUUAUUAACCGGUUAUUGGCCCUUGCUGGCUUUUAUCUGCGCUGUUUUCAAAACGUCCUGUAUGCUAUUAAAUUACAAAAGUACCAGAAGCUAUGGUAUUAUCACUGGAAGAUUACUUUAAAAUUAUUUUUUUAAAGAAAACCAAAUCUCAAUGCAAUUCUGUACUAUAAGGAGAAGAACAACAUCUUUUUUUGUCUGUCCAUUUCAUAAUUAAUUUGUUAAUUUAUACACUGUACAUGACUAUGAUGCCGCCAUGAUAUAGGGCCUACAGCAAGUUGAACAAAUUGUCAUCAUUUCACAACUGGCCUACACCACCCAGCUGCACUCAAUUUACCAGUUCAAAAGUUUGACAUUUAGAAGAAAACUUU
This is a messenger RNA of Physella acuta, 2680 nucleotides long. RefSeq names its product zinc finger transcription factor lin-29. Gene Ontology annotation, cellular component: nucleus. Gene Ontology annotation, biological process: regulation of transcription by RNA polymerase II. Gene Ontology annotation, molecular function: DNA-binding transcription factor activity, RNA polymerase II-specific. NCBI's taxonomy places the organism in Eukaryota, Metazoa, Mollusca, Gastropoda, Physidae. The record is from RefSeq and is a predicted model, not a curated record.